AAACACGGCAGAUAUGUAUGUAUUGGGUGUAGAUUUGGGUACCACAUCGAUUAAGGUUGUGUUGUUUGAUACACAAUUAAAAACAGUAACAGACACCUGCAGUUUACCGACCAACUCUGACGUCAGUGAUGAAGUACACGAACACGCCAAGGAGCAGGACCCUGUGAAAAUAAUCGCCACUCUUGACCAGUGCAUGUCUGCUCUUCCCAAGGACAAGCUGAACAAGGUCGUAUGUAUUGGUGUAUCAGGACAAAUGCAUGGGGUGUUGUUCUGGAAAUCUAAAACAGGUUGCGAAUGGUGCAGUAGUCAUGUGGGUCACAUGUUCAGACCUCAAGAUGUGACUCGGCUGAUCACAUGGCAGGAUGGGCGCUGCAGUACUGAUUUUCUGUCAUCACUACCCAAGCCUGACUCACACCUAAAUGUGGCAACGGGCUUCGGCUGUGCCUCCAUAUUCUGGUACACCAAGCACAGGCCAGAGUUCCUCGCAGAGUUCAGUGUGGCAGGGACCAUCCAGGACUACGUGGUGUCCGUGCUUUGUGGCUUAGAAGGCUGCAUCAUGAGCGCACAGAAUGCUGCUAGCUGGGGGUACUUUAACUCCACCACCAACCAAUGGAAUCUGGAUAUUCUGGAAGAAGCAGGCUUCCCUGUGCACCUGCUGCCUACACCCGUGCAGCCUGGGUCUGUAGCUGGUCAGACCCGCUUCGAAUGGCAUGGAAUCCCCGCUAACACCCCUGUAGGAGCAGCACUGGGAGACUUCCAAUGCAGCGUCUACUCCUGCAUGAAGGACGAGACGGACGGAGUAUUAAACAUGAGCACAUCUGCCCAGUUGACGUUUGCCAUGCCUGCUGAUUUUGUUCCUCCGAGAGUGCCGGACCCUCUCUCCCCUGUCACUUACUUUCCGUACUUUCACCACACCUACCUGGCAGUGGCUGCGGCGCUCAAUGGAGGCAACGUUCUCGCAACGUUUGUAGAUAUGUUAACUUCUUGGAUGAAAGAAUUUGGAGUGGAGGUGAACGAGUCAGAAGUGUACACCAAACUGAUAGAUCUUGCGCUAACCCAACCCAACACUGACCUCCACAUAACCCCAAACCUGCUCGGAGAACGUCACGACCCCGGCUGCCUCGGUCUCAUCUCCAACGUCUCUCCGACUAACCUUUCGCUGGCUCACGUGGCGCGUGCCGUUUGCACUGGGAUUGUGGCUAACCUUACCAGCAUGAUGCCCUCUCGCAUGCUGACGGCCGCAGGAGUGAAACGGAUCAGGGCUAGUGGGAGUGCGCUGUUCCGCAAUGAAGCUUUGAGGCAGGAAGUAGAACGAGCGUUCACCUUGCCGGUGAUCUAUGGGAAAGAUGUGGACUCUGCCGUUGGGGUAGCAAUGGUUUUUACUGACAGGUUGUUAAAAAAUAAUGAAUCUGUCUAAUGAUUGUGGAAAAUACAGAAGCUAAUCACUGCCAGAUGUGAUCUCAGCAAGAGUAAACAUUUGGAGAAAAUGUUUUUAGGCAAGUGUGGCAAUUUUAGGUAAUUUUCCUCCUAAUCUAGUCGUGUCCAAUUACCCAAUUGCAUUUCAUUCCUCUCUACUGCUGCUAACCUCCUUUCCUGACCGAGGAGAGCCUCUUCCGAUACGUGCGCAGUAGCCGACUGCAUCUUUUCACUUGCACAAGAUCAGUUCAUAUGGGGCUCGGUCUUGCACACGUAGAGUCACGCACUGAUCUCUAUUAUCCCUCGAUCAGCCAACAGAGGUCAUAAUUGCAUUUUGUUCUUCUCUACUGCUGCUAACCUCCUUUCCUGACUGAGGAGAGCCGUGACUAACACGCCCCCUCCAACACGUGUGCAGUAGCCGACUGUGUCUUUUCACUUGCACAAGAUCAGUUCAUAUGGGGCUCGGUCUCGCACACGUAGAGUCAUACACUGAUUUCUAUUAUCCCUCGAUCAGCCAGCAGAGGUCAUAAUUGCAUCAGUUAUGAGGAAUCCCCUCCGGCACCCAACCCAAUGGACGAGCCAAUCAUUGUCCGUAUAGGCGCCCAGCCUGCCGGUAGCACAUUUCACGGGUUCGAGAUGGCAGCUCUGGUGCCCUAGCAAACUAAUCUAAUGGAGACAUAGCAUGGAUGAUUCGGAAAUAGAUGAACCAGCUGUGGGUCAAGGGAUUAGACUCCAUGUAAUGUUUAUUAUAUAAUGUUAAAUCUUUUAAUGGCUUUUUUGCUUGACCAAUUACAGCCACGUCUGAUCCGGGACUUGCUUUAAUUGUUAAUGGCCAGUAAAAGGAUGUAAAUAAAAAGAAUCAUUUCAGAUAAUAAAUCUACCAACAAUAUUGUUAAUAAAUAA
Trichomycterus rosablanca is the source of this 2319-nucleotide messenger RNA. RefSeq names its product sedoheptulokinase (gene shpk). The transcript is spliced from 7 exons. Gene Ontology annotation, cellular component: cytosol. NCBI's taxonomy places the organism in Eukaryota, Metazoa, Chordata, Actinopteri, Siluriformes, Trichomycteridae. Gene Ontology annotation, molecular function: sedoheptulokinase activity. The record is from RefSeq and is a predicted model, not a curated record. Gene Ontology annotation, biological process: glycerol metabolic process; cellular response to lipopolysaccharide; phosphorylation. The coding region runs from base 14 to 1417 and encodes 467 amino acids.